This is a messenger RNA of Perkinsus marinus ATCC 50983, 1269 nucleotides long. RefSeq lists its product as hypothetical. The transcript has a single exon. Bases 1 to 1269 code for a protein of 422 amino acids. Lineage: Eukaryota; Perkinsozoa; Perkinsida; Perkinsidae. The record is from RefSeq and is a predicted model, not a curated record. Gene Ontology annotation, molecular function: ATP binding; ATP hydrolysis activity.
AUGGCAAUAGUCGGGACCAACAUAAGACUCACGAUCAUUCGUGUGUUCAGGUGCUCUCGUGACUCGGUAGUGUACAGCAAUCCUCUGGCCCACUUCAUGGAUACCAUCGAGCAUCGCUAUCGACGUAUCCCUCACGAAAGCAACAGCAUCUUGGUCCUCGAGGGGUGGUCAGACCUUGGUCAGGAUGAGGCCUUGGCUGUUGAAGCUGUGUUGGAGCACUUACCCUGUCGCGGUCCGAUGGUAUGUCUGGUGCCAGUAAUUUCUAAGGAAGACUCUCCAGCUUUCGCUGACGGCUACAUCGAACUCGGCCCUCUUGACGACGCCCAGCGAUUGGACUACUUCUCUCGGUGCCUGUCAUCAUGCGCUACGCGUACUGCUGUUGACCUUACGGAGGGAAUGCUCAUCUGCGAUCUCGCAAGUGUGUACCGCUUCGCCUGCCUGAAGGCGAUCGAUGGUGGCCGCGAUAGUCCCUCCUGUACUGACGUGGUCCGAGCAGUAGCUCAGCUCCAACGGAAGGCCUCUGAUGUUCCUCCAGUGUUGGCUGGUCGGCCGUGUCUCUGCGACGGUGGGAACUCAGAGACGAUGGUGAAAGUCUCUUCCCCUCUGGAGGAGUUCUUCGGCUCAAAGCCUCAAGUGGCUCUCCUAAAGGAUUCUGUCGUGUCUAAAUUUGGGCCAGGUCUUCCUCGUGAUUUCCACAGCAUUCUUAUCACUGGAGCUUCGGGAUCUGGUAAGACGUUUCUAUCGAAUCUCCUUGCUCGAGCCAUCGGAGCUCGAUCGGUGCUCCGCUUGAAGGCUUCGGACAUUCUAUCCAGCUUGGUGGGUGCUUCAGAGGCCAAACUUGCUAAGCUUCUUAGUGACAUUCGCAAAGAGCCAGGCCCCUUCGCUAUCCUCAUUGACGACGUCGAGUCUCUUGCUCCCGCGGACGUGGGCAGUGUGAGCGGUACCGUUCAACGGUUGCUGGUGACUUUGCUGCAGUAUGGCAUUGACGACGCCGGCUGGGGAUUGUUGGCCAUGACUACUGUUGACGCUUCUAAAGUCCAUUCAAGAUUGCGGGAGAAAUGCAUAGAGGUCCAACUUGAUGCAACUCUUGAUCCCAUCACAGCCGAGAGACUUUAUCAGAAGAGUGCACAGGGUCUGCCACUCCCAGCGACGGGCCUCGGUUUUCUCUCGCCGGCUGAGAUUGUGUGGAAGGCGAGAGAGGCCGCCUGUGAUGCUGUUAGAAUGAAGGUCGAUGGAAAUGUUAGUGAUCUUUGCAACGUUUCUUCGUAA